AUGCAGAGAACAAUGGAGCAAAGCAGAUACUUGAUGUGGACGAGAAGAAAACUCAGCGGGAGCCCUCAUGUCCGGGGCCUCCUCGACCCCGCCGCCAGCCCCUACAACUACUCGUGGGAGGAGCGAGCCUUUGCAGAAGACUCAGCCGGUCGCUUCGGCGGCUGCGUGUGGCCUCCGAGAUCUUACUCUUGCAGCUUCUGCAGAAGGGAAUUCCGAUCGGCACAAGCCCUAGGCGGCCACAUGAACGUCCACCGCAGGGAUCGCGCAAGGCUAAAGCUCUCUCCCAACUCCCAAAGCGAGGGCAGCCAUCAUCUCCAACCCCAGCAGCAGCAUCACAACCGUCCGAAUCCAUGUGCUCCUCUCGCUGAUCAGCCGCAGCCUGAUGGCAGCCCCAGCCCAGACGCAGUUACAUUUCCUCUGCCUCCUCUUAGGGUUUCAGCGGCUUCUACGCAGAGGAAUUACAUCGAACACACCUUCGUCUCUCCUUCCCACCGCUCUUCAUUUUCCUUGCUCAAGGAAAACCAGAUGGGAUCCUUUUUCUCCAUACCUCCAUCGUAUCCGGACCACUUUUCCCUCAGGAUUGCGGGUGCAUCCGAAAUAAAGCUGGGGAAGGGAGAUUUCAAUCUCAGAGAGAAAGGAUGUGGCGGCGAUGGGGAUGACGAUGAGGAGAGGAGAGAGGGGACCGUCAGUAGAAAGAGGAGGAGAUUUGAUGAAGAAAUCCCUUUUCUCACGGGAUCUUUAGCUGGCGACGGGAGCCCUCAAUCUGAGGUGCUCGGGCUCGGCCCUAUCCCUGUGGAGUUAGAUCUCGAGCUAAGGCUUGGAGAUCGCCCAAAGGUUAAGUAG
Spirodela intermedia is the source of this 843-nucleotide messenger RNA. Lineage: Eukaryota; Viridiplantae; Streptophyta; Magnoliopsida; Alismatales; Araceae. The record is from the annotation of a GenBank genome assembly.